CGGCGGGUCCGGGUGCCAGAAACACGGGAUUAACGUGCGAACUCACUGGCACACGGUAGCACAGCCAUUUUUCUCCCCCUCCCCUGUAUUUAUUCCCCACGCACACACACGCGCUAAUUAGCCCAUUUUAGCACCGAAUUGCUCCCCGCUAUAAGAGGUCCUCUUGCUUAGCGAUGCCGGCAGCUGUUUUGACGGGAGGCACCUGCCCGAAGCGCCUGCCUUCCCCCUGAGCACAAAGGAGGCCCGUCCCCAAGCUUCCCGCAGGAUCCUGACGGGGCCAUCCCGGGAGCUGCUGCAGAGCCGGACCGCGCCGCCCCCCACGCCCGCUGCCAGCCCCGGCGCUGGGUGGGCUGCGCUGGGUGGGCUGCAGCGGGCUGCUGCAUCGGCGCGAAGGAGGACGGAUGGAUGUCGCCGGUCCGUAGGGGCUGGCCAGCGGGUGGAUCUCCGGCCGGCGAGGCUGCCUGCUCAGCAGUUCAUGGUCCAGCGGGCGCUGGAGCCAGCGCUUGCAGCAUGCCUGCAUCGAUUUAAAACCAGCCACCAGAAGCAAGCCUGCAUCGAGCCAGAGCGGCGGCCGCUGCUGGCGGUUCAUCAUGAAGGAACAGCUUUAUGCCUCUGGGAGCACCUGACUGGAUGGAUGCUUUUGUCUCAGCUGCAGCAAAUUUUGUGGGGGGAGACCUGAGAGCCAGCUGAAAUCCGCUUGCGAUUGCUUUGUCAAGUUCGGGGCUUCUCUUCUCCCGGCAUUGCAGGGACGCAGCCCGGCUCCCCCGGAGACCCCCGCUGCCUCGGCUACUUCUGUGAGUUCAGGGUCGGCAGGACCCCUGGGCAGCGUCUGGGACCCAGCCCUGCGCUGCUGGGCAGCCUGCAGCCCGCGUCAGGCCGGCCGGGGGCUCUGGCUGCGACCUGGACGGUGGCUAACGGUGUACGGAGGGCGCGAUGCAAGUGUCCAUCGCCUGCACAGAGCACAACUUGAAGAGUCGAAAUGGUGAAGACAGGCUCAUCAGCAAGCAGAACACCACUACCCCAAACGUAGUGAAUGCAGCCCGGGCAAAAUUUCGGACAGUGGCUAUUAUUGCUCGCAGUUUGGGGACAUUUACCCCUCAGCACCACAUUUCAUUAAAAGAAUCCACUGCAAAGCAAACGGGCAUGAAAUAUAGAAACCUUGGAAAAUCCGGAUUGAGAGUCUCGUGCCUCGGGCUGGGGACAUGGGUCACUUUUGGAGGUCAAAUCUCAGAUGAGGUGGCUGAGCAGCUGAUGACCAUCGCCUACGAGAGUGGCGUCAACCUGUUCGACACAGCUGAGGUGUAUGCAGCUGGCAAGGCUGAGGUCAUCCUGGGGAACAUCCUGAAGAAGAAGGGCUGGAGGAGGUCCAGCCUGGUCAUAACAACAAAGCUGUACUGGGGUGGAAAAGCUGAAACAGAAAGAGGGCUUUCGAGAAAACACAUCAUUGAAGGGCUGAAGGCAUCUCUCCAGAGGCUGCAGCUGGAGUAUGUGGACGUCGUCUUUGCCAACCGGCCAGACAACAAUACGCCCAUGGAAGAAAUUGUCCGAGCGAUGACACAUGUAAUAAAUCAAGGCAUGGCGAUGUACUGGGGAACGUCGCGCUGGAGCGCUAUGGAGAUCAUGGAAGCCUACUCCGUAGCCAGGCAGUUUAACAUGAUACCACCUGUGUGUGAACAAGCUGAAUACCAUCUUUUCCAAAGAGAGAAAGUGGAGGUUCAGCUGCCGGAAUUAUAUCACAAAAUCGGAGUCGGGGCAAUGACUUGGUCUCCACUGGCCUGUGGGAUCAUCUCAGGGAAAUAUGGCAAUGGUGUCCCUGAAAGCUCAAGGGCUGCACUAAAGUGCUACCAGUGGCUGAAAGAGAAAAUCAUCAGCGAGGAAGGCAGGAAGCAGCAGGGGAAGCUGAAGGACCUGUCGCCCAUCGCCGAGCGCCUCGGGUGCACGCUGCCCCAGCUGGCUGUCGCAUGGUGCCUGAGAAAUGAAGGGGUGAGCUCCGUCCUUCUGGGAUCUUCCAACCCAGAGCAGCUGAUAGAGAACCUUGGAGCCAUACAGGUCCUUCCAAAGAUGACAUCCCAUAUUGUAAACGAAAUAGAUAAUAUUCUGGGAAAUAAGCCCUACAGCAAGAAGGACUACAGAUCAUAAUGCAAUGCAUGAAUUACCUGGACUGCAUGGUUUAAAAAGUGCUCUGUACAGAAGUACAGCCCCGAAUUAAUAUCCGGUCAUGAGAAUCAUUCAGCAGCUUGCUGCUUGGUGUCUACUGUCACUGGAUCCUUUGAGAUGUGUGCUGUUGCUACUAAUCUGCAGUGAAAUUUAAAAGCACAGUUAUCUCUCUUCUAACCAAGAAUGAUCUUGUAUUUUCUUAACUUCAACUGAAUUCAUUUUUUACUUUACUCUUAGCACCUCAUGCUUGUGCUGUGGAAAACACUUGUAAAGCAAAAAAUAAUUUAUAACCUUCAGGUACUUGGUAAUUAAAGAAGGAUGUACAGAUCUAUUUUUUCAAUGAAGAAAAGCCAGACACAAUUUAAGGUUUUAAUAAAACCAUAUUUGGGAAAUCUCAA
Falco peregrinus (peregrine falcon) is the source of this 2555-nucleotide messenger RNA. It is a transcript of the gene KCNAB1, whose product is annotated as potassium voltage-gated channel subfamily A regulatory beta subunit 1. Gene Ontology annotation, biological process: potassium ion transport; negative regulation of delayed rectifier potassium channel activity; transmembrane transport. Gene Ontology annotation, molecular function: potassium channel regulator activity; voltage-gated potassium channel activity; transmembrane transporter binding. The coding region runs from base 934 to 2139 and encodes 401 amino acids. NCBI's taxonomy places the organism in Eukaryota, Metazoa, Chordata, Aves, Falconiformes, Falconidae. Gene Ontology annotation, cellular component: cytoplasm; voltage-gated potassium channel complex; juxtaparanode region of axon. The record is from RefSeq and is a predicted model, not a curated record. The transcript is spliced from 14 exons.